This is a messenger RNA of Anopheles coustani, 3303 nucleotides long. RefSeq lists its product as uncharacterized. NCBI's taxonomy places the organism in Eukaryota, Metazoa, Arthropoda, Insecta, Diptera, Culicidae. Gene Ontology annotation, cellular component: extrinsic component of cytoplasmic side of plasma membrane. The record is from RefSeq and is a predicted model, not a curated record. Gene Ontology annotation, biological process: positive regulation of protein localization to plasma membrane; skeletal muscle contraction; positive regulation of voltage-gated calcium channel activity. The transcript has 17 exons. The coding region runs from base 1 to 3303 and encodes 1100 amino acids. Gene Ontology annotation, molecular function: protein binding.
AUGUACGUAAUAUUUCCGGCGGAUGAACUCAUAUCGUUGACAUACGGACUCGCCGUACCGAGAGUACCGCCCAGACCAACUCUGGACAACCUGCGGGAGCCUCUUGUGCCCACAGGCAGUAGGCCUUCAUCCACCACCACCACCACCACACCGUCCAGUUCCGCCACCGCCAACAAGUCCAGUGCUGCCCAACCCGGCGGAAGCAAAAAGGCGCCUCAGAAGGACGCGUCUACGCGGCAACCAGGCAAGCCACCAACCGCGCAAACCACUCCACCGGUCGCCACCUCCAAAGGACCCGCCAGACAGCCACAGCAGGACUCGGCCGAGUCGUACGAGUUGGACGGGCCGAGCGGCACCCAGACAUUGGCGGACACCAGCGAGCUGGCAGCCUUCGUCGACGAUGGUGGCCCUCGGAACGGCACCUACUCCGCAGCCACCGGUACCGCCACCGUCAACGCUAGCCCGCUAGGUUCGCCGAAGGGCAGCGGGCGGGGCGGCCCGGGGCGGGAGCAGGGGCCGGGCGCCAAGUCGAAGUCGAAGCUGCAGCUCAAGCUGGGCCGGCUGCGGCCACAUUCCUCGAUCGACCAGUGCGAGACGGCGUCGCGGGUCCGCGAGGACCAGCACAUCCACGUCUCGAACCCAGUGUUCACGCGCGACAACCUGCGCCAGCGGAACUUCGAUGCGUUCUUCGAGUCCGGCGAGCAGGUGUACUCGCUGGAGGUGCGCGAGAAGCCGUCGGCCCGCACCCUACAGGAUGGCACGCUCGGAGCGGGCGGUGGGUCCGAUCCGGGACUCGCCGACGAGCCCGGUCUGCGACCCGCCUACGCCGCCGGCUACGACUCGGCCCGGCCCGCUUCGCUCGGCUUCUUCCGGAAGCCCAAGUCACCGCUGAGCGUACGCUCCAAGAGCGCCGAGCACGAGUUCUCCGACGUCGAGACGUCCCAGAAAGAAUCAUCAAAAAGCCAUCGACAUAACAUAUUCAGCAAGCGUGGAACGACCCCGAGCGCCGGCCCGGCGUUUCAGGGACUCGGAGGCAGCAUGUCUACCUCCGGGGGCGGAGUGCUCAAGGAUUUGGGUCACCCCGGCCUAAAUGAGGCGCUCAAGUCGCACAACAGUGUAACGUUUAAGCUCGUCAAAACAGUUUCGGAUUUCAGCGAGACCUUGGCGCAGCUCUACGAACAGCACGCCGAGGCGCUGCAAGUGUUGGUUUCGAACUACCGCAAGCGGAACAGCGAGCUCCGGAAGGAGCGGCCCGCCUGUCAGUCGAAUCUGUUCGCGGCAUGGGAAACGCUGCUCCAGGAAAUCGAAGCGGAUUCGCAGGCUACGAUCGACGUGGCGAGCACGCUCUCCAGGCAGGUCGCCCGCCCGCUGCUCGAACGUUCCUUCUACCGGAAGGUUCAAAGUAGGAAAGUAUUUACACACCGGGAGUCGUUCGAUACAAUCAUUUCCAAGACUGAAGAGAAACUAUCCAAGUGCCGAAUCGAAUACAAACAAUGCUACAUCGCGCACCGGCAGAGCCCGACCCAGCACACGCUGACGCAGUACAUCGACUCGCACAACGCGUACGUGCAGCAGCUGCACGCGACCAACGCGAUGCUGGAGGCGUACCACUGCGAGACGCUGCCGCAGCUGAUGCAGGAGCUGGAGGAGAUCUACAACGACCUGUGCGGCAUCGUGACGGAGGCUGUGCUGCAGGGAGCCGAAGCCAUCGCCGCCAAGGCAGCCGAACAGGCGAAGCGCUACGACGGGCUGGCCGUGCAGUGCAAGAACGUGUCCCCGGCGCUGGAUCUCGGCUACUUCGUCCGCACGCUGCCCCUGCCCCCGAACGUGCAGCGGAUUCCCAGGAAGGCGUUCGCACCCCCGCAACCGGCCAACGCACCCACCAACGAGCCGGGCGCCGAAGACCUACCGGACUACGGCAUGGAUCCGAUGGUACCGGUGUUCAAGGAUGAGCUCGUCGUUGACCGGGGCGCAACCAUCCAAGUGCGCCCCUCGCUCGAAGCGCUCCGGCGGGAGUCGCAGGAAUUAGAAAUUCAAAUCAAACAACUGCAGGAUUCUGUAGACGCUUUAGUUCGCACACAGAUCAGAGGCAUCGAGGGCCAGCUGUACAAUAAGGCCAACGAGAUCCAGGAGGAUAUCUCGAUGAAGAAGUUCGACGUUCGGGCCAAGCAGAUCCAUCUCGCUGCGGUCCGCGCUCAGAAAGAGUUGUUUUUGGGUAGAAUAGAACCCGGUUCACCUCGCGGUGAACGUAAAAUGUCUUCUUCUAGCUCUUCCUCAAUGAAGACUAAGUGGCUAAAAGCGUUCCGAAGCCUAAAACCGGCUGGUUCGGCGAACGAUAGGAAGAGCGGCAACGGCGCACAAAUCCGCUUCGAUGGCACCGAUAAUCACAACCUGCAGGAGUACACCUACAAGAAGAUCACGCCGUGCGACGUGUGCUCGCAAGUCCUCCGAGGACACACGCGGCAGGGCCUCCGGUGCCGGAUAUGCAAGGUGAACGUGCACGCCGACUGUGCAUCGCAGCUACCGAAGUGCCAGGUCAAGCAGAAGCUGCUCCGCCGCCAGAAGAGCACCUCCGAGAUCGAGAACCGGGCGGCGGCCGAGGUGGAGGAAGAAAAUAUCCGCGUCCCCAUCACAAACCCACACACGCACCAGGUGGCGGCCAUCGAUUCGGGGGCCCGGCGUCGGCUGUUCGCCGGCUUCCGGCCCAUGUCCGGCUUCGGAGUGUUGCGGCUGCGAUCGGCACAGCAUCGGUCAAUUUCACUACCCGAAACACCUUCUAGUCCUUCGGGAACACAGCGCAAAUUCCUGUACGCCACGCGCGGCAUGAAAACCGGCUCGGUCGAUCUGCCGGACGAGAUCGAAAAGAGCCUCUCCUCGGCCAGCACCUCACCCUGCCCUUCACCGGUUCGCCAAAGUCAGAAAUCUCAUCGUCUCCUACCUACAAACCUCUACGUUGUGCUGUACAACUUUAAAUCCCGUCACCAGGAUGAGCUGGAUCUCAAGGCGGGCUACAAGGUCACCGUUAUCGAUACGUCCGAUCCCGACUGGUGGAAGGGAAAGUGCCUGGGCAAGGUUGGCUACUUCCCCUCCAAGUACUGCACCAAGCUGGCGGCCUCGGAGAAGCCACUGCAGGUAACCCACAACCUGCAGGUGACGGACAACGAGCGGGGCGAUGGCACGUUGACGCUUUUGCGUGAUCAGAUCGUUAUACAGGUUGGCGAGGAGCUGAACGGUAUGGUGAUGGUCCGCUCGGCCGACAACCGGCAGGGCGUGUGUCCAGUCAAGUACCUGCAGGAGGUCUGA